AUAUACAUGUGCUACUGAAUGUUCCGUUCAAGGUGUUCCAUAUCCUUGGCCUUGCUUUGCCUCUUUUCCAUUGGAAUUGCUAAAGCUUAUGCAUCGUAUGGUGAUGUCGACGUGGCCACAUCCGAUGACAUCGCUCGAAAUGUGAUGAGCUUCGGAUUAAAUCUCAUGCAAAAAAUAAACGCCAACUAUAAUAAAAUAUCACUAUUCUCGCCAUUGAGUAUUAUGUCCGCUCUGGCGAUGCUGUUGCUGGGCUCCAAGGGACGCAGUUACUCGGAGCUGGCUCACUUGUUUGGCCAAUUGGAUGUGGUGAAGCUACAUGAUCAGUUUGGCUUGAUGAUAAGAGAUGCUCAGCAGCCAUAUAUUAAAACAACUUCGCCUUUGCGUCAACUGGAUCCUUGGCACAGCGACAGUUUGUCUAAGAGUUUACGGGGAUACCCAGUAAAUCGAAAUGAAUCCCAGAUAUUAUAUGUGGCCAAUGGUCUCUUUGUACAGCAAGGCUUCACCAUAAACCCAAAUUACAGGCAAGCUCUUGAACAAAUCUACAAUUCGGAAGUGUAUCCUGUAGAUUUUGAGAGGGAUCCGAAUACAGCAAAGCAAAAGAUCAAUUCAUGGGCGAAGCUUCAGACAGUAAAUAAGAUAACAGAGCUCAUAUCGGAUGAUAUCGAUACCAGUACACGGAUGAUACUGGCCAAUACAUUAUACUUUAAGGCUAAGUGGGAAAUUGACUUCAUUGGGGGAGAAACUAAAAAACGUGAAUUCUAUCCGAAUGGAGUGGGCUCUCAACCAGUUCUAUUGGUUGAAAGUAUGGCUGGAGUAGGUGCCCAUCCGUAUUAUGAGGAUCGUGAGCUAAACUGUCACAUUAUUGGAAUACCCUAUCAUGGAAACAUGAGCACAAUGUACGUGAUCCAACCAUUAGAAUCUUCAGUGGAAAAGUUGAAAAGGCUGCAAGAAGAACUUAAUACGGAUAUCAUCGAUAAAAUGAUAAGCAAAAUGAAAAGAACCUCUGCAAUCGUAGUCUUUCCAAAGAUGCACAUUACCGAGUCCUUAAAUUUACGCGAAUAUCUACGGAGCAUGGGUAUUGGUGGCAUCUUUACUCCCAUACAAUACGAUCUAUCAAUGAUCGUCACUAAAGACGAACGUUUUCUUCGAUAUCCAUCAGAUGCUAUUGAAAGCCUCAGGAAUUUGGACGCACAACGCGCAGCUCAACCGAAACCGCCAACUCCACGCGCUGAACUUAUUAUUUCGGAAAUCGUUCACAAGGUUGACUUUAAUGUCGAUGAGAAAGGCACCGAAGCAGCUGCCGCCACAGCCGCCUUUUUAAAAAAAUCUGGUCCUGAAGUUAAUUUUAUCGUCAAUACGCCAUUUAUAUUAUUGGUGCGAAAUGAUUUAACGCAUCUUCCAUUAUUCUAUGGAAUAAUUAAUGAGCCGCCAAGUCAAAAACUUAAGUUUACGUAUUAUGGCAAGUAAAUAUAUUCCAAUGCUUGUUAUUAUAGAAGAA
This is a messenger RNA of Drosophila innubila, 1498 nucleotides long. Its product is annotated as serine protease inhibitor 28Dc-like. Bases 19 to 1467 code for a protein of 482 amino acids. The transcript has 2 exons. NCBI's taxonomy places the organism in Eukaryota, Metazoa, Arthropoda, Insecta, Diptera, Drosophilidae. Gene Ontology annotation, molecular function: serine-type endopeptidase inhibitor activity. The record is from RefSeq and is a predicted model, not a curated record.